Manihot esculenta (cassava) is the source of this 2332-nucleotide messenger RNA. RefSeq names its product BTB/POZ domain and ankyrin repeat-containing protein NOOT2. The record is from RefSeq and is a predicted model, not a curated record. Gene Ontology annotation, molecular function: protein binding. The coding region runs from base 354 to 1787 and encodes 477 amino acids. Lineage: Eukaryota; Viridiplantae; Streptophyta; Magnoliopsida; Malpighiales; Euphorbiaceae. The transcript has 2 exons. Gene Ontology annotation, biological process: plant organ development.
ACCCAUAUUGCCCUCUCUCUCUCUCUCUCGCUCUCUCUCAAAAUAUCUAACACUUCCUCUCCAUCGAGAGAAUAUAAUCUCUCUCUUUGAACACAGUAAAACACUACCCAUCAUCAUCAUCAUCAUCAUCCUUAUCAGCAAGAACUCAAAAUCAAGAAGAGAAGAAAAAGAAAACGAAGAAAAAGUUUUUUAUCUUCUUCCCUUCUUGCUCCUUGUACACUUUUGAUCUGCAAUUCUCUUUGUUUCUGUGUUUUUCUUGUUUUUAUUCUAUUUUUUUCCCCCUCUUUCUCGUACAGCAACAACCCUAAUAAAGAAAGAAAACACAGCAGAACAAAGUAAUAUUUAUUUGAACCAUGACCCUUGAAGACUCUUUAAGAUCUCUCUCUCUAGACUAUCUCAAUCUGCUCAUCAAUGGCCAAGCCUUCUCUGAUGUAACUUUCAGUGUAGAGGGUCGCUUAGUUCAUGCUCACAGAUGUAUUUUAGCAGCAAGAAGCCUCUUCUUUAGGAAAUUCUUUUGUGGACCCGACCCACCAUCUGGGUUAGACCCAUCCGGGUCAAGGAUAAACUCGUUGGGAUCACCAGGUUCGAGGCCAAAUGUUAUACCAGUGAACUCAGUGGGAUAUGAGGUGUUCUUGUUGCUGUUACAAUUCUUGUAUAGUGGACAAGUCUCUAUUGUGCCUCAAAAGCAUGAGCCAAGGCCUAAUUGUGGCGAGAGAGGGUGUUGGCACACGCAUUGCACCUCAGCCGUUGAUCUUGCCCUCGACACUCUUGCUGCCGCUAGAUACUUUGGAGUUGAACAGCUUGCAUUGCUUACUCAGAAGCAAUUGGCUACCAUGGUGGAGAAGGCUUCAAUUGAGGAUGUUAUGAAAGUCCUAAUUGCUUCAAGAAAGCAAGACAUGCACCAACUUUGGACUACCUGCUCCCAUCUUGUGGCCAAAUCAGGCCUACCACCCGAAGUUCUAGCUAAACAUCUUCCCAUAGAUGUUGUGGCCAAAAUUGAAGAGCUACGCCUCAAAUCUUCUCUUGCUCGUAGAUCACAUAUGCCUCACCACCACCACCAUCACGAUCUAACCGCAGCAGCUGAUCUUGAGGACCAAAAGAUUCGAAGAAUGAGAAGGGCACUAGACUCUUCUGAUGUUGAACUAGUGAAGCUUAUGGUAAUGGGGGAAGGCCUAAAUCUUGAUGAAGCAUUGGCUCUACAUUAUGCAGUUGAAAAUUGUAGCAGAGAAGUGGUUAAGGCCUUGUUAGAGUUGGGUGCAGCAGAUGUUAACUAUCCGGCCGGACCAGCCGGGAAAACCCCACUUCAUAUCGCAGCAGAAAUGGUGUCACCGGACAUGGUUGCAGUCCUUCUAGACCACCACGCUGACCCUAAUGUAAGAACAGUUGAUGGUGUGACCCCUCUUGAAAUUCUUCGAACCCUAACCUCCGAUUUCCUGUUUAAGGGGGCAGUCCCGGGGUUAGCUCACAUUGAGCCCAACAAGCUUAGGCUGUGUCUUGAGCUUGUCCAAUCUGCAGCUCUGGUUCUUUCACGUGAAGAAGGAAAUAUUAAUGCACCUACUUCAACUCCAAUUUAUCCACCCAUGAGCGAAGAACAUAACAGCAGCAGCAGUAGCAAUCUUGCCAACUUGAAUCUCGAUUCACGAUUGGUUUAUUUAAAUCUUGGAGCUACAAGUUCAGGCCAAAUGGGAUCAAGAAUGGAAGGAGACGAUGAUUGUAGUCAUAAUAGCCAGAGAGAUGUCAUGAGCCGGCAUGAUCCAACGAUGUACCACCACUCUCACGACUUCUAGCUCAACGUAUAAGAGAAUACACAUAUAUUAGAUGGAGGAGAAAGCCAAGUAAAACCUUCAUGAAAGCUCAUGGACGCUAUUAUUAUUAUUUGAUUAUAUAUAUAUAUAUCCCUUUCUUGUCAGUUCUUUCUUUCACUUGCUUUCUCUUCCUUUCUUUUCUUUUGCUGUCUUCUCUUUUAUUUUUUGUUUCCUCCCUCCCUCUCCCUCUCUCUUUCUCCCUGUCUCUGGUGCUUGGGUUUGUUUUCUUUUGAUUUUUGUAGGCUUUCAAUGAUCAUCAUCAUAUGAAGAAGUGAAGUUUCAUUGGAGAUGGGAUGUAUCUUUUCUCAUGGGAUGAGACAAGGAGAAUCUGAGCUUUUGCUCUCUCCCUGGUGAUAUAAUCUGGAGGUGAUUUGGAAGAAGAGGAGAGAGAACUUGUUAAGAGAGAGAAAGAGAGAGGAAGGAUGAAAGAAAGAGAGACGCAGGUCAAUCUUUUCAAACUCGGCCUGUCAACUCCUUUGUAUUUAUUGAUAAAUCUAAUAUCAUCACCUAUAUUUUUAGCCCUUUUA